Messenger RNA from Cuculus canorus (common cuckoo), 605 nucleotides. It is a transcript of the gene PFDN2, whose product is annotated as prefoldin subunit 2. The transcript has 4 exons. Bases 77 to 529 code for a protein of 150 amino acids. Gene Ontology annotation, molecular function: protein folding chaperone. Gene Ontology annotation, biological process: protein folding. The record is from RefSeq and is a predicted model, not a curated record. Gene Ontology annotation, cellular component: prefoldin complex; cytoplasm. NCBI's taxonomy places the organism in Eukaryota, Metazoa, Chordata, Aves, Cuculiformes, Cuculidae.
GCACAGAGCUCGGGGGUGAGGGGGUGAGCCCCCUGUUUCCGGUUUGCGCCGGAAAACUCCGUAUCGGGGCGGGAACAUGGCGGACAGCAGCAAGGGUCGCGCCGCGGCGGCGGCCGGGAGGGGCCUGGUGGCGGAGCAGGUGGUGGCGCGGUUUAACCAGCUGCGCCAGGAGCAGCGCAUCCUGGCUUCGAAAGUGGCGGAGUUGGAGCUGGACCUGAACGAGCACAGCCUGGUGAUCGAGACCCUGCGGGAGGCAGAUCCCACACGGAAGUGUUUCCGGAUGGUGGGAGGCAUCUUGGUGCAACAUACGGUGAAGGAGGUGUUGCCGGCGUUGGAGAGCAACCGCGAACAGAUCACGAAGGUCACAGAGUCGCUGUCGCGACAGCUGCAGGCGAAGGGUCGGGAGCUGAGCGAAUUCCGGGAGCAGCACAACAUCCGCUUGGUGGGCGAAGACGACCCCAAACACUCCUCGAAAGAGGGGGCCGAGGGGGGGGCCAAGGGCGGCAGUGCCGGUGUUUUGGUCUCCUGACGCCCCCCCCCCCGUUGUUAUUUACUGUUUGCUCCUUUCCCCCCAGUUCUCUUCUUUGGUUAAAUUAAACUCAUUU